Molecule: messenger RNA, 2388 nt
Organism: Salmo salar (Atlantic salmon)
Lineage: Eukaryota; Metazoa; Chordata; Actinopteri; Salmoniformes; Salmonidae
Product: UI
Cellular component (GO): extracellular region
Molecular function (GO): hormone activity
Source: RefSeq, a predicted model, not a curated record
AUAACUGGUUUUGCCUUGUGGACUUAAUUAGGGCUAAUGUGACAGGUUGAGGUAGGUAACUUAAGAGUUGAAUAUCAGACACUGUCAUGACUUUUCUAUCCAGUAGACCUUGGUCAACAGCAUCAGCUGUGAGCUGUCCUCCAAAACACUUGCCUUUACUUAAAACGGAGUCGCCUCAUUUACAAGCAGUUUAUGCACUUGCACUGACGUCAAUGGAGCUAUCUUGGAUGUAUAUAACAGUUCAGACAGAGGCAGUCUACUACAAUCGCCAUUUAGCGGGACUUUUCGUACCGGGUUCUCCAUUGACACUUUUCUAGACUUUUUCAGCACCAGGAGGCGAUCAAGGCACCGUUUUGUUCGUCUGUCCAGCACUAUGAAGCCUGUCCCCCUGGUCCUGCUCCUUGCCACUGUUCUCCUCACCUCUCACAUCCCCCCCAGUGUUAGUCGACCACAGAACCUGGCCAUGUUCGACGGCCACGGCUACAAGAGUCAGCUGGACGAGGUGUUCCAGAAGUCUGGCGACGCAGUUUCCUACCUUAUCGGAGAAAAUAUACUGCGUUAUUUGCUGAGAAAUCCCCGGUUGCAAACAGGUUUCCCGCCACAGUUUCCCUUUGAGGUGACGCCCCUGGGCUCGAGGGGUCACCUGGCGCGCAGUUUGCCGCCCUUUGAGCAGCAGCGCGCGCCUGAGGAGGUUAACAGCGUGGAAGACUUCGUGGAGUUGACCAAGAGAAACGAUGACCCGCCGAUCUCCAUCGACCUCACUUUCCACCUGCUGAGAAAUAUGAUCGAAAUGGCGCGGAUCGAGAGCCAGAAGGAGCAAGCAGAGUUGAACCGCAAGUAUCUAGAUGAAGUUGGAAAGUGAUACCAAGUGUAAUCUACAAGGGAGAAAAUAUCUCACGUAAAAAAAAAACGCCCCUGGCACUCUCCCACGAAAUACUUUCGAUUUUUCUUUGCAUUUAACCUUUGGUUUCUCUGUCAUUCCUCAUGCUUCAACCUGUGCGUAAAAGGAACUUACCCACCUGUCCAAAAAGCCUUUCAAAAUCAACGGGCUAUAAAACGAUUGACUACCAGUCUACCAAGACCCCAGCUACAGUGUACUCAUAGUGGACGACUGGAAUACUAUUCUUUGAGAUAUGGCAGUGUGUGAAUACUUCGCAUUUCACACCUCUAUUCUCACCUUUGGAUGUCCGGAACAUUGUAGUAGACCUACAACAAUAAUAUUGUCAGAAUCAAAUUGGGUUAUAAGUUGCCCUAAUGUGGAAUAAGUGCAACAUGUUUAUUAGUCAAAGUAGGGACCUAACUAAGAUUUGAUGUCAACAGUAGCAUAAACGGUUACUACAAAGUUAAUAACAAUGACAGAUAGCCUAAUCAUUACACUGAAGUUUCCAGCAAUAAAUAUCAACAUGUUGACAAACGCUAUAGCCCUAUAACACAUUACCACCCCUUGGCGUCCUGGGGAUCCCAAGGGGUGCACAUUUUUGUUUUUGCCCUGCACUACAAAGCUGAUUCAAAUGAUCAAAGCUUGAUGAUGAGUUCAUUAUUUAAAUCAGCUGUGUAGUGUUAGGGCAAAAACCAAAAAGUUUGGGAAAUGCUGAGGUAUGGGGUCUGCCAGUGCCCAAGCUUUUUUGUGAUACAACUAAUAUCCAAUUUUAUCUGGGACUAGGUGAACAUAUCCUACUCUUUACAACCCCCCCCCCCCCCCCACUAUUCUUAUUAUAUGUUUGUCUGAGUGAACUGUCCUCUGUAGUACAGCAUGCUUACCUUAAAGAACAAAAAAAGAAAAUGCUUAAUUUUAUGUUGACUGCUUUGUCAAACCCUAAUCAUCUGGACAUAUCUUAUGAUCCCAUGGUUUAGAAGUAAAGAAAAGCUUUUUUGCCAUUUAUAUUUUGUGAUAAAAAAAGUUCUGGAAAAAAAAUUAUAUUGACUCUGUCAUAGUCUCUUACAGUAGUGAAUGUAGUAAAGGAAACUAUUCUGCUGACUUGUAAGACGUUAUAGUCAUGUCCUCUCUGACUACCAAAAUAGUUUAUUCCUAUGUCUGUAAACAGAUGCUGCUGAGGUUCCUCUUGCCCAUUCAAAUACAAAACCUGAGUAGUAAACUCUGGCUGAACACUCAUUGCAAAACCUCUAUGGCCUAACAUUCUUGCAGUCUUCGCCUUUAACGCUUAUUAAACAGUUAACUUUACAGCAGUUGCCUGUCUCCUUUUUAAAUGCAUAACGUGGAAGCCUACAUAAUAGUGUAAUGGUUGCUGCGAACUUGUGAGAGCUCGUCAAAAUGGCCCCCGACGUGGUGUUUCUACUAUACGGCUCAGCUCUGUCAGACAGCUCUGUCAGACUGUCAGUAUGGUGGAAUUCUGCUGCCUUGUUCCUCAUUGUGUUAACACCAUAAAG